AUGGCGGAUCAUCUGAGUUUAUGUACGGACCGUCUCAUAACAUCUGAAAGCGUGAAGCAAGAAAAAGAUUCCGAGUCUUCAGAUUCUUGUGGAGAAAGUUCGAGGCCUCAAGGCAAAGACUUGGCUUCUACUUCUGUCGAUGAAGAAGCGAGGGUAUACUUUGCCGUUGAGGACGAGGAAGAGGAGCCACUUCUCCAGUCUGUUGAGUGCCGUAUAUGCCAGGAGGAAGAUACCACUAAGAACCUCGAGGCUCCUUGUGCCUGUAAUGGCAGCUUGAAGUAUGCACACCGCAAGUGUGUCCAGCGUUGGUGUAAUGAGAAAGGUGACAUAACCUGUGAAAUUUGCCACCAGCCUUAUCAAUCUGGUUAUACAGCUCCUCCACCUCCUCCUGAUGAAACUAUAAUUCACAUCGGUGACGAUUGGGAGAACGGAGUUCCACUGGACUUGAACGACCCACGCAUCUUGGCAAUGGCAGCUGCAGAACGCCAUUUCUUGGAAGCUGACUAUGAUGCGUACUCUGAGUCUAACUCAAGCGGAGCCGCCUUUUGUCGCUCCGCUGCUCUCAUCCUAAUGGCACUUUUACUGUUGCGAGAUGCGCUAAAUCUCACAACUAACUCAGAUGAUGAAGACGAUCCAACCGCCUUCUUCUCUCUUUUCCUUCUCCGCGCCGCUGGUUUUCUCCUCCCAUGUUACAUCAUGGCAUGGGCCAUUGGUAUACUUCAACGCCGUAGGCAAAGACAGGAGGCAGCGGCUAUAGCUGCGGCAGAAGUUGCCUUCAUGAUACACGGUGGUGUGCCACAACGGAGAGGACUGCACUUUGCUGUGCCGCCGCCAGAGCAGCCGAUAUCCAACCCAACAUUAGUCUGA
Molecule: messenger RNA, 867 nt
Organism: Microthlaspi erraticum
Lineage: Eukaryota; Viridiplantae; Streptophyta; Magnoliopsida; Brassicales; Brassicaceae
Source: the annotation of a GenBank genome assembly